Molecule: messenger RNA, 1479 nt
Organism: Phragmites australis (common reed)
Lineage: Eukaryota; Viridiplantae; Streptophyta; Magnoliopsida; Poales; Poaceae
Exons: 4
Coding region: 1-1479 (492 amino acids)
Source: RefSeq, a predicted model, not a curated record
AUGGAUGCUAAGACAAAGGAUGGUCUUAAUGCUAGGCUUGACUUGGAGGAACUUGGACUUCGGCCAGAAUUACAUCCACAAUUAGAUGACAAAGGAAACAAAGUAUUGCCUGAUGCACCCUUUACCAUGUCUAGAGAACAAAAGGAGAUUCUUUGUUCUGUUGUUCAGAAUCUUAGAACACCUGACAGUUAUGUAUCAAAGAUUUCCAGGUGUGUAAAUGUUAAGGAAUGCAAACUGAGUGGCCUCAAAAGUCAUGAUUGCCAUGUAUUGAUUGAGGAAAUUCUUCCAGUAGCUCUACGUUCUUGUUAUCCCAGCAAAGAUGUUAUGAAAAUAGUUGUAGAACUAGCUGCUUUCUUCAAAAAGUUGUGCUCCAAAGUUUUAGAUAUAUCUGAACUUGACAAACUCCAGGAGCAAAUUGUUUUGACACUAUGCAACAUGGAAAGUGUUUUCCUUCCAUCAUUUUUUACUAUUAUGGUACAUCUACUUGUACACUUGGUGGAGGAGGCUAAGUUUGGUGGUCCAGUACAUUAUAGGUGGAUGUACCCUAUGGAAAGACUAUUCGUUCGAUUGAAGGCGCUUGUUCGCAAUAGAGCACGUCCUGAAGGUUGCAUUGCUGAAGGGCAUAAAGCAGAAGAGUGCUUGACAUUUUGUUCAAGAUUCCUUGAUGGAACUACACGUUUUACACGACCAUCUCGAAAUCCUGAUCCAUCAGAUAAGGCAAAAGACAUGUACUUAUUCGAGAGUGCUAGCCAACCCAUAGGGAAAGCUAUUAUUGUAUAUCAAUUUGACAACAACUUGCUCAUUCAAGUGCACAGAUACAUAUUGAGACAUUGUGAUGAACUAGAAGAAUUUCGCAGGGAGUUUGUGGAGUCAAUGAGAAAUCAGCAUCACCAAGCAGAUCUCACACCUUCCUAUAUUCAGGAGUUCAUUGAUAAACAUUUUGCAGAUUGGCUCGAACAGAAGGUACUGCAUAGUGAUGAUUCAAGCAUCAAUGAAAGUAUACGAGUAUUGGCUAGAAAACCGAACAAAUGUGGGGUGCGCUACAAUGGCUUUGUUAUCAAUGGUUUUAGAUUUCAUACAAGAAGCCGUGAGAGUAAACGCUUGACACAAAACAGCGGUGUAGUAAACAUUUCAAACGACGGCACAAAUUAUUAUGGAAGACUAACUGACAUCAUAGAAUUAUCAUAUAAAGGUAACUACAAGGUGGUUCUCUUCAAAUGUGACUGGUAUGAUGUUCAUCAUCGCAGUGGCAUUAAACAUGAUGAGUUUGGAUUCACUCUAGUAAAUUUCAAUCGAUUGAUACACACCGGAGACAAGAUAGAGCAUGAUCCCUUUGUUUUCUCUUCACAAGUCUCCCAAGUGUUUUAUGUGGAAGAUCCAAAAGUAGAAGGAUGGAAUGUUGUAGUAACUGUUAGGCCAAGGGAUCUAUUUGACAUGGGUGCAGAACCGUUGGUUGGUAACGAGGACAAUGCAACGUAG